UGCGAUGGAUCAGUGCUUCUGAAUUCCUCCUCCAACUCAGCAGAGAUGGAUGCACCACCAAACGCUGGAUCCCUCAGAGGGUUCGCCGAAGUUGACUCAAUCAAAGCCGAAGUUGAAAAAGCCUGCCCCGGAGUAGUUUCAUGCGCGGAUAUCCUGGCUUUGGCAGCCCGCGAUGCCGUAGUGAAGGUUGGAGGCAAAUAUUGGUCUGUACCUCUUGGCCGCAAGGAUGGUUUCAUCUCUUCCCUGGUUGAAGCCAAUUCUAGCCUCCCGUCUCCAUUCAUGACGUUUGCUCAGCUUGUAGAGAAUUUUGCUGCUGUGGGCCUCAACGCGAAGGAUAUGGUUAUUCUUUCAGGAGGGCAUACAAUCGGUCAGGCUCAUUGUGCUGUCGUGAUCCCUCGCCUGUACAACUUUAGCGGUGUGCCCGGAGCCACCGAUCCAUCGCUCGACCCCACAUUUGCCGACAUGCUCAGAACCCUGUGCCCGUCAGACGAGCCUUUGACCUUCGUUGGGCAAAUGGAUGCCACUAAUGGCACAUUCGACAACAAUUACUUCACAGCCGUAAAAAGUCAGAGGGGACUCUUCUCAUCGGACGCUGCGCUCCUGACCAGCCCUCUUGGUCGCAGAAUUGUGAGAGAAUCAGCUCAAUACCCUGGCAGUUUCUUGAGAGAAUUCGGAAAGUCCAUGGUGAAAAUGGGCAACAUUGACGUGCUGACUGGAUCUGCGGGAGAGAUCAGGCGAGUAUGCUCCGCUGUCAACAACAAUGGAAAUUACUGAUUCAUCAGAUGCAGAGUAGGGUUUACGAGAACUUCCAAAUAGAUGCAGGAUGCCUGAGACAGGCAUGUGCGGAUAACAUCAACUUUUCAUAAAAUGCAUCCCAACCAUUGAAACUCGGUGAGGUCAAUAAGUGUAGAUAGAAGCUACGCAUGAGCUUAAACCUGAGAAAUACCUAGGAAGUACGAAAUCGAAACCUGUCCAUUUGAUCUGAUUUGUCUACAUUCUUCGUUCAUAGCGUCAAAUUCUAGCUGAGGAUAUCCAAAUAAAACUCGUUGCAGUUUUUGUAACAUGUACAGUUCAGUGCUAAUAAAAGAAUACUCUUCC
Messenger RNA from Marchantia polymorpha subsp. ruderalis, 1098 nucleotides. The record is from the annotation of a GenBank genome assembly. NCBI's taxonomy places the organism in Eukaryota, Viridiplantae, Streptophyta, Marchantiopsida, Marchantiales, Marchantiaceae.